UGCACAGACCCGCACAGACCACAACUAUAACCGAGGCUGCCUGUGUGCUGCUGGCUGAGGAUGUUGCAGUGACAGAGAGCAGUGCAGGCUUUACCUGCCCACACAACAGGUGUAGGCUACUCGUCAUCAUCUGCUCAGAGGGGGGCUGUCGCCACCAGGUAGGUUUCUACAGGUAAACGACCAAAGCAUCGUCCCCGGUGCUACCAGACAUCUUAAACUCCUUUCCUCCCGGGACCACUGAGAUGCACCGUUAACGUUUCGGCGGGACUUCCCUUUCGGACUCUGAGAUGAACUUAAAGUGGACAGUGAAACGAUUUCUUCUUAUGUCGUUUUCAAUCUCCCACUUGCUGUUUCUUGAGGGAGCCCAGAGCCGACUUUCAGUGGCAGAAGGAAGACUACAGAGGAGGGCUAAUGCACUUCGGAGGAAACGGGAUCUCCUCGGGGAGGAGGUUGGUACACUACACCUAAGGGAACCAGAGGAGACAUACAGACCGCUGCUGUCGGAGGGUACUCUGUCACGCAGCAUUUUACACAACUACACAGCCAGAGAUGCCUCUUCAGAAUAUUGUGGCUGCCUCAAUGGUGGCUGGUGUCAGGAGGACGGUGUGUGUGACUGUGCUCAGUUCCAGGCACUGGGAGACCGCUGCCAGAUCAUACCUAACCAGGGCCAGGAUAGAGACGGGAUCUGCAGGUCGUGGGGUCAGCACCACUACGAAACAUUUGAUGGAAUCUACUUCUAUUUCCCCGGGACCUGCUCUUAUAUUCUGGCCCAGGACUGCCACUCAGCUGCACCACAGUACACGGUGUGGGUCCACAACAGCAGAGUGUGUCGCGGAAGUGUUUAUUCAUGCCCAAGAGCUCUCAGUCUGUUCUUCCCAAAUGAGGACGAGAUCCACAUCUCUGGAUAUCAGGUCCACCAGGGAGGCCGCAGGUUAAGUCUGCCUCAGACUGUAGGCGGUGUGUUUAUUGAGCGACUGGCUGAUUACCUGCUGGUGAAGAGUGUGUUUGGCUUCUCUUUGGCCUGGGAUGGAGGCUCGGGCGUCUACCUGAAGAUGAGCGAGGAUCACCAGGGCGCCCCCUGUGGCCUAUGUGGGAACUUCAACCACAUUGCUGGCGAUGACCUCACCACUUCCCGUGGCAUUCGGACAGAUGAGCCUGCAGUGUUUGCUAACAGCUGGGCGGUGGACCUGCCCCAUGAGAGAGCCUGUCCGUCAGUAGACCUCGACUUCAAUGGGGCCUGCCAUUCUGAGUCAGACAUGGAUGAUGCCAUAGAGAAAUGCAGUGCAAUUCUCUUCUUCCCAUUUCUGUCCUGUCAUGAAAACAUUGACCCGAAUCCCUUUGUGGCCAGCUGUGUGUCAGACCUGUGUGUAUCUGAUGACGAGGAAACGUUUUGUCGAGCCUUGGUUGAAUACACCCGAGCCUGCUCACAUGUUGGAUAUCCAGUAAGAGAGUGGAGAGACAGCUUCCCUUCUUGUAAUGAUGGCUGUGAGGAGAGUUUUGUCUACAGAGACUGCAUCAGUUGUUGUCCGCCCACCUGUACAUUUGAGAAAGAGUGUCUGGGAACCAACUUGCAUUGUCUGGAUGGCUGCUACUGCCCUGAUGGUCUCAUCCUACAAAAUGGAACAUGUAUCGCUGUUUCUCAGUGUCCAUGUGUUUACCAUGGCAGUUCGUAUGUACAAGGACAUGUGCUUCAACAAGGAUGCAGUGUUUGCGUGUGCAUGGGAGGAGUGUGGAACUGCACUGAGAACAACUGCACAGCGGAGUGUUUGGUGGUAGGUGACGUGUUUGUCACGACAUUGGACGGUAGGAUGUUUCUCCAGCCGGGGGCGUGUCAGUACGUCUUGGCAAAGAGCCGCAGCAGCAGCAGAUUCACCGUCACACUGCAGUACACUACCUGUGCAGAGCAUCAGGGGUGUAUUCAGUCGGUGACAGUGGUGUUGGAUGAAGAUGUGAGUCGUCAGAUCACUUUGACCAGAGAGGGGGAGGUGAUAAUUGGUGUCAACCCGGCGCCUGUCCUGCCCUAUGUUGAUGAUGCAGUGGAAGUGCGGAAGCUGACCUCUGUGUUUACACAGCUGAAGGCAGGGAUUGGUCUGAAUCUGCAUUAUGAUGGUCGAGGGGGGCGGGUCUAUCUGCAGCUGGACAGCCAGUGGCGGGGACACACGCUGGGCCUUUGUGGAACCUUCAAUGGAAAUCUACGAGAUGACUUCCUGUCCCCAGCAGGUAUGAUAGAGGGCACUCCUCAGCUUCAUGCCAAUGCUUGGAAGGUUUCAUCUGCUUGUGUCGCUCCAGUCAACCUGCCCAUCAUAGACCCCUGUGAGAUGAACCAGCACAAUGUAUACUAUGCGACCCAGUGUGAGGUGCUUGUGGGGAGUGUAUUCGCCCCGUGUCAUGGCUACAUCAGUCCAAACAUCUACCAGCAGCAGUGCCGCUACCAGGCCUGCCGUUGUGGGAGCAGCUGUUUGUGCACAGCACUGGCUCACUACACUUACCUCUGCUCUAAACACGGAGUCAACGUUAACUUCAGGUCACACGUCUCUGAAUGUGGAGUGGUGUGUCUUGGAGGCAUGCUGUACCACUCUUGUGUGUCGUCUUGCGGGCGGUCCUGCCGUGCUCUGUCUAGCACGGAGACGUGUAACCCUGAUGACUGUGCCGAGGGGUGUGGCUGUGCAGACGGCAGUUACCAUGACGAUGUGCGCCAGCGCUGUGUACAACUGUCACAGUGUCACUGUUACUCCAUGGGUGGUGUGUCACAGCCAGGGGAGGUGACCUUCAGCGCCUCUGGCCCCUGCCUGUGCAGAAAUGGGAAGAUGGAGUGUGUGCCAGAGGAAAAAGAGCCAGAUAGUGUCGAGGUCGGGGAGUGUCCAGAGGGGAAAGUGUACCACAGCUGCACCGAGCAGAGAGGAGGCGUUGCUUGUGCACCGACCUGCCGUAACCUGAUGUUGAACCUCACCUGCCCUCCCAGCACACCAUGCAUCCCUGGCUGUGUCUGCCCUCCUGGGCUGGUGCUGCACCAUAGCGAGUGUUACUAUCCAGAGAACUGCCCCUGUGCCUGGCUGGGCCUUGAAUACCUGCCUGGAGAAACUGUGGAAACAUCAUGUUACAAAUGCGUGUGUCACCGUGGCUAUUUUAACUGCACCUACUCACCAUGUCCAGCUGUGUGUACUGUCUACAGCGACAGACACUACCACACCUUCGAUGGCCUCGAGUACGACUACUACUCUGACUGUCAGGCCUACCUGCUUAAAAGUGCAGGAGAACCCGAGGUGUCCAUUGUUGCCCAAAACAAGGACUGCUAUGAGAGCGGCAUUGUGUGCAUGAAAAUACUGGUCAUUCACGUGGGACUUACCACGAUCUACUUCACCGACAACUCUGGCAACCCGAGUCCGUCCACUGUUGUAGGUCGAGGGUCAGAGUUCGAGCUUUGGAAAGCCGGCUACUACACUGUGGUCCACUUCUCCAAUCAGGACCUGACCAUCCUCUGGGACCGCAAGACAACUGUACACAUUAGAGUUGGACCUCAGUGGAAGGGCCUUCUCAGUGGGCUCUGUGGAAAUUUUGACAGUGUGACAGUGAACGAUAUGACCACCUCCAGCCACAUGGAAGUCAAUAACGCACAGACCUUUGGAGAUAGCUGGGCCCUGGGACAGUGUGAAAGCGACUAUGUAGUUGAGCGACCGUGUGAAGGCGACUUGGGCAGACAGCCGUACGCCAAAAGGGAGUGUGCUCUCCUCUACAGCGAUGUCUUUGCACCCUGUCACAACGUGGUGGACGUGGCCUGGUUCUAUAGGAACUGCCUGACAGACACUUGCAACUGUAACCGUGGGGGAGACUGUGAGUGUCUCUGUACAUCCAUCGCUGCAUAUGCACACAAAUGCUGUCAACAGGGGGUCACAAUACACUGGAGAUCUCCCUCUGUCUGCCCCUAUGAUUGUGAAUACUAUAAUCAAGAGCUAGGCGAUGGCCCAUUUUCCUUGGUGAGUGCUGUUUAUAAUGACACCAUGUUUGGAGUGAAUCGCACCAGCAGCUCAGUGUUUCCUCUGGUGAGAGAGAGACCAGGGCAGUUGCCUGCCCCAGGCCUACUGUUCAACUUCAUGAUCACAGCAGGCUUGCAGAAGGACAGGACAUCGCGCGUCCCUGUGGUGUCACUGGAGUCUGCAGAGAGACCAAACUAUUUCCUCGUCGUGUCAGGACGCAGCCGUCUCCAGUUGGAGCAGUGGAGUCGAGGGCCGGAGUUUAAUCGCAGGGCAACCUUUAUCCAGCACCAGGGGCUGUUUCUGCCAGGUCACACCUCAUUCGAGCUUGUCGGCCAACCUGGAAUCUUUCUGACACUGACACACACUGCUGCACGAGCUCAGAGAUACGACACCUCAGAGGGCUUCAAAGCCAGCAGCAGCUUCACACUGGAGGAGAGCAGUUUUGUGAUACCUUACCGUAUGAUGUGUGAGUGGCGCUACAAGUCCUGUGCUAGCCCUUGUGUCCACACGUGCAGUGACCCAGACGCCACCCGCUGCCAGUUCCUGCCUCCUGUGGAAGGCUGCUUCCCACGUUGUCCCAAGAGCAUGGUCCUUGAUGAGGUCACAAGAAGAUGUGUCUACACAGAGGACUGUGUGUCCCUUCCCCCAACUCCGACACCCUUUGCAUAUGUGACGCGGUCCAACUUAACUACUACAGCGCCACCAACAACUUCAACUACAACCACAACAACCACUACGACUACUACGACCACAAGGCCGAGAACCACAACCACCACUGCGACUACUACGACCACAAGGCCUAGAACCACAACCACCACUGCGACUACUACGACCACAAGGCCUAGAACCACAACCACCACUGCGACUACUACGACCAGAAGGCCUAGAACCACAACCACCACUGCGACUACUACGACCAGAAGGCCGAGAACCACAACCACCACUGCGACUACUACGACCAGAAGGCCUAGAACCACAACCACCACUACUACCCCAUCCACUACAUCCACUACCACAACCACCACCGCCACCACCAGAGCAACUGCUACCUCCUCCACUACUGUCAGGCCCACAACCACCACUACCACUCCCAGUACAACAUCACCCGCUGAGCGUGUGACCACUCCGCUCACCCCGUCUCCAUAUACAGUUGUUCCUGCUCCUCCCACCACUAUUGUUUCUACCACUCUCACUCCUUCACCCCCGCCAGAGCCGACCACUCUCAGCACGACUGAGAUGACCCCCACUCCAACUACGGUAACCACAGGGGUCCCUAUAACCACCUCCACCACAGCCGUGCCCUCCAUUGUAACCCCUGAGGCUACUACAGUCACCUCCACUUCUUCUCUUCCGUCCCCUACCACUCUUUCUUCCACCACCUCGCCCUCAACUACUACCUCCACCACCGUUACCACACCGUCAACACCAUCGCCAACAUCGCCAACAUUGCCAACAUCCCCAGUAACUUCCACCCCACCUCCUCCAACCUCCCCCUCCACACAGCCGCCACCCACCGCAGCCGUCACAACUGCCCCCACCUCCACAACUUCUGUCCCUGAAACCACCACAGAAACCACGACCACUCCUCAGCCUACACCCGCGGAUACAACCAUCGCCAUAGAGACCACCACCCCAACAGACAUCUCAACAGUUGUUGCGACAACCCCAGCACCAUUUCCUACAACCAUCGAGUCCACUACUGAGCAGAUAACCACAGAAAUAAUCCCAAGCCCUGACACCUCUCCUAUAACACAGGAAGCAUCAACCAGACAUCCUUUCAUCAUACCCACUACUCAUUGCACACCUCCGUACUCCUACCGCAUCGAUGAGUGUGCUGAGCUGAUCUGUUUCAAUGGAGAGCUGCUUCUUCACAACUCCUCUCUACACUGUCGCUACAACACCACCCAGCCCCAGUGCAGUCUGCUGGGCCUGCCCAUCCUCAUCAACACAGAUGCCUGCUGCCCACUGUGGCAGUGCCCCUGUCGCUGCACUGUGAUGUCAGACCUGCGUGUCAUCACAUUUGAUGGCAACAACGUGGCCUUGUACGAUAACGGCUCCUACAUCCUGGUUAACCUGCCCGGAGAGACUAUUAUUGGCACCGUGGAGAAAUGUCCGACCAGCCAGAGUGUAAACUCCAUCAGACGAACUAGUCCUACAGGUGGAACAUCUGGUCUGUGUUUUAAAAAGCUGAACAUUACUACCUCCUCCUACAGAAUCAUUAUUAACCGACUGGAUCGCAAGGUGACGGUAAACUACAGACCUGCUAGACUUCCAUACUCCCGUCACGCUCUCUACGUGGAAGACACAGGCAGCAUGUACCUGAUCCACACACCUGGCGGGGUCAGCAUACAAUGGUAUCACAGCACUGGCAUCAUGGUGCUGCAGUACAUCGCUCCUUAUAAUGCGUCUGUGCCCACUCGAGGCCUCUGUGGUUGUUGUGAUGGGAACCCAGAAGAUGACCUGAAGCUGCCCAAUGGUACGGUGGUCAGAGAGGUGGGAGACAUGGGGCUCUUCCUGCAGGCAUGGAGAGUCCACACCACGGAUGAAACCGAACACACGCGCAGAGUCGGAGACAACUGCACCAUCGAGGACUGCUCCACCUGUCUCUCCAUGCUCCGCCAGAGAGCAUUCAUGCCAUGCCACAGCAAGGUCGCUCCGGAGCAGUUCUGCGACAUCAUGUGGGCAGGGGACCUGCACUACAAGGAUCACCAGUGUGACUUUCUGGCGGCGUACGUGGCGGUCUGCUACACACAUCAAGUCUGCAUCAGCUGGAGACGACACAACUUCUGCCCAUUGCGGUGUCCCCCCGGCAAGGAGUAUCAGCCAUGUGUGAGCACCUGCGCCAGCCGCACCUGUCUGAACAGAGAGUACUACGAAGAGACCACCUGCUCCUUCAUCAGAGAGGAGUGUGUGUGCCGCAGUGGAACCAUCCUGCACCGCGCUGACUCCCCUUACUGUGUAACUGAGGAUCGCUGUGUGUGCACAGAUAAUGAGGGUAACCCCCGGGCCCCGGGCGAGGUGUGGAAUGGCUCUGCUCGCAGCUGCUGUCUGUACAAGUGUGUUGAGAAUGGCUCUGUGGUGGCUGUGGAGCCAGAAUGCAACUCUGUCCCUACACCGCUGUGUGAGAGGGAGGGAGAGUAUGUGCUGGAUGUGUUGCAAGAAGGAGCCUGCUGCCCAAAGAAGAUCUGUGAGUGCAACAUGACCAUCUGUGACAGCGAAGCUCCACCUUGUGAUAAUGGGAACAGGCUCGUGAUUGGUUACAGCGCUCUGUCGUGCUGCCCCGAGUACAGAUGCGAGUGUGACCCCAUGGCAUGCCCUCCUGUGUCUGCCCCCAACUGCAGGGAAGAUCAGUUCCUAGUGGAGGUCAGGGGGGCGAAAUCCUGCUGCUACUCUUACUUGUGUGUGUGUGAGUCGUGUAUUGAACCCAUUCCAACUUGUUCGCAUGGAGAAAUUCUGGCUGUGGAUCUAAACACCACCAACAGCUGCUGUCCGCAGUACCAUUGUGUGUGUGAUGUCAACCUGUGCCCUGAAUCAUUUGUGACCUGUGCACCUGGUCUCUCUUUGGUUCAAACUGCUGUCCCUGGACAUUGCUGCCCGCAGCACAACUGCGAAUGCCAAUGUGAGGACAGCUCUCUCCCCAUCUGUCAGGUGGGGGAAGUGCUGGUCGAGGUUCCAGACAGCAGAACCAACUGUGGCUGUCCUCAGCAUACAUGCCAGAAGGCAGAGGUGUGUCUUUUCCAAGGGGUAACAGUGCUGGGCCCAGGCCAGUCUCUGGUUCAGUACUUUGAAGGAGUAGAAGACUUGUGUUACACUGUCCACUGCCUGCAUCACAAAGAUCCAGACUCUGGUUUCUACGCCAUGGAAAUAACCUCCAUCAACUGCUCCCAAAAAUGUGGGCCACACCAGGUGUACGUAACGUCCACGGACCCUCAGGUGUGCUGCGGCUCCUGUAAAAAUGUCUCCUGUACUUUCACCAACGAAAACGGGACAAUGGAGCUUUUCGCUGCAGGGAGUUCCUGGGUGGAGAACUGCACUCGUUUCGACUGCAUGGAAACAACAGUGGGAGCGGUGAUACUUGCUUCUGGGGUUGUUUGCCCACCUUUCAAUGACACAGAGUGUGUUCAGAAUGGCGGUGUGGUUCAGAGCUAUGUGGACGGUUGCUGCAGGACAUGUAAAGAGGAUGGUAAGACAUGCAAACGUGUGGCCAUUCGAACUACCAUUAGAAAAGAUGACUGCAGGAGCAACGCACCGGUAACAGUCUAUUCUUGUGAUGGGAAAUGCCCGUCUGCCACCAUAUUCAACUUUAACAUCAACAGUCACGCCCGGUUCUGUAAGUGCUGCCGCGAGAGUGGACUGCAAACCCGCUCCGUCACGCUCUACUGCUCUCGCAACGCCACAGUCGUGGAGUACAACUUCCAGGAGCCUCUGGACUGUUCCUGCCAGUGGAACUAAAAACACAGUCCAGGCAGAAAAAUGACUGAGAGAGAAUGUAUGAAUGAAGGGAUAAAUCCGAUUUUUACAGUAUGAACAAGCAUGAAAACCAGCCAUGUUUCAUUUUAUUUGUCACCAUAGUACACUUUACAACACUGACCCUGAGUCGUAGUUGUAACUUAAAAGUAACUGAUGUAAGUGGGAGAUUGUUUUUAAGUAGUUUUGUCUGCACAUUAGUCUUUAUUUUCUUGAAGAACUGCUGUGCCAACCCAGUCAGCUUUCUAGUGCUUUCAAGUGGUGGUACGAUGCCAUUAGCCUCUUAUCCUACUGUAUAUUAACAAUUAAUAUCAUAUUGACACAGUUGUUGUUGCAUUUUUUAUAUCCGCUGUUGGGUUUCAAAUACUGUAUAUGCAUUUUGGUUUGUCUUAGGAGAUAAAAGUAGCCUUUGUACAAAUGAAAGUGUUGUGCUAAGCUGUGUUUUCCUUAGAAAAGUUUAACGAGUUUCUAAAAUGUGACCCUUGCGCUCUUUGUAGUUUCUGUAUUUUGAAGUAAAGUAGGGGAAUAAAAGAUUUAACAGUGUCUUUUUCUGAAUUAUUGCAAGACUGACUGUCCUCAUGACCUGCAAUGUGUCCUUUUAACUCACCCUUCGAGUUUUCUCUUUUAUUUCUUUUUAUUUUGAGUCUCAAACCCUUAUUAAACGCACCCACUCAUCCUG
This is a messenger RNA of Sebastes umbrosus (honeycomb rockfish), 9120 nucleotides long. It is a transcript of the gene otogl, whose product is annotated as otogelin-like. Gene Ontology annotation, biological process: L-arabinose metabolic process. The transcript has 57 exons. The coding region runs from base 288 to 8426 and encodes 2712 amino acids. NCBI's taxonomy places the organism in Eukaryota, Metazoa, Chordata, Actinopteri, Perciformes, Sebastidae. Gene Ontology annotation, cellular component: extracellular matrix. The record is from RefSeq and is a predicted model, not a curated record. Gene Ontology annotation, molecular function: alpha-L-arabinofuranosidase activity.